AUGGCAAUGUUCUGGAAAUUCAUGAGAGUAGCUAAGUAUUCUAAAACAGCUUUAUCACCAAAAGUAAAGGUAAGAGGAAUUCCCACCCAUUCAAGGCAUUCUUCAUCCAAGUCUGUACCUUCAGAUUUUGCUGCCAACGCACCCUGCUCAAAUACCGUGGAACUAGUUGGUAAAGCUUAUCCUCAAGAUGACUACAGCAACGUCACAGAGAAGAUUCUUUCCAAGGUGGGGAAGAACUUGCAUAACAAAAAGCAUCACCCUUUGUGGCUAAUCAAGGAGCAGGUGAAGGACCACUUUUACAAACAAUAUAUAGGACGCCGUGGGACUCCACUCUUUUCUGUCUAUGAUGGUCUUUCUCCAGUGGUUACAGUACAGCAGAAUUUUGAUAGUUUGCUUGUCCCACAAAACCAUGCCAGCAGAAGGAAAGAGGAUAACUAUUACUUGAAUCGUGAUCACAUGCUAAGAGCACAUACAUCAGCUCAUCAGUGGGACUUGAUACACUCUGGCCUAGAUGCCUUUCUGGCAGUGGGAGAUGUCUACCGCCGUGAUACAAUUGAUAAUACACACUACCCAGUCUUCCAUCAGAUGGAAGGAGUUCGGCUCUUCUCCAGUCAUGAGUUGUUCUCCAGCAUUAAAGAUGGUGAAGGCUUACAGUUGUUUGAGGAAGGUCAUCGCACUGCGCACAAGCAAGAGUGUCACACCAUGGAGGCAGUGAGGCUGGUGGAGUUCAACCUGAAGCAAGUGCUCACAAAGCUCAUGACUCACAUUUUUGGUGAUG
Molecule: messenger RNA, 778 nt
Organism: Pelecanus crispus (Dalmatian pelican)
Lineage: Eukaryota; Metazoa; Chordata; Aves; Pelecaniformes; Pelecanidae
Source: RefSeq, a predicted model, not a curated record